UUUUUGAGCCUGGUGGAACCUCUCAAAUCAGAGAACAGAUGAGCUGCCUGAAUGCAACCCUUUCCGGGGGACUUGGGCAAUCAGUUGGAAGCCAAAUUAGACAAGCCAUCAGUAGUGCACUAUCUGUGCUCUAAGAAGACGGACAGUUACUUUACACUGUGGCUGAAUUUAGAAUUGCUUCUGCCUGUCAUCAUUGACUGCUGGAUUGAUAAUAUCAGGCUUGUGUAUAAUCGAACAAGCAAGAUUACAGAGCCACCAGAUGGAGUGGAUAUCAGAGUCCCAGGCUUUGGACAGACAUUUUCCUUGGAAUUCCUUGACCCAAGCAAAAGGAGUGUUGGCAGUUACUUCUAUUUGCUGGUGCAGAGUUUGGUUGACUGGGGCUACAAGCGGGAUGAAGAUGUAAGAGGAGCACCUUAUGACUGGCGAAAGGCACCAAAUGAGAACGGACACUACUUUGUGGCCCUUCGCAAGAUGAUAGAGUUAAUGUACGAACAGUAUGGAAGUCCUGUUGUCUUAAUUGCCCACAGCAUGGGGAAUAUGUACACCCUCUACUUCCUCAAUCAUCAGUCGCAGGAUUGGAAAGACAAGUACAUAAAGGACUACGUGUCACUGGGUGCUCCCUGGGGAGGAGUUGCUAAAACUCUCCGUGUGCUGGCUUCAGGUGACAACAACAGAAUCCCUGUCAUCAGCUCGCUCAAGAUUCGAGACCAGCAGAGAUCAGCGGUUUCCACAAACUGGAUGCUCCCCUACAACUACACGUGGCCUCCAGACAAGGUCUUUGUAAGCACUCCUACAGCCAACUACACUCUCCGGGAUUAUCAGAGAUUCUACAGGGACAUUGACUUUGAGGAUGGCUGGCUCAUGAGGCAGGACACGGAGCCCCUGGUGUACGAGAUGACACCCCCCGGCGUGCGCAUUCACUGUCUUUAUGGUACUGGUGUAGAAACACCCGAUUCCUUCCAUUAUGAGAGCUUUCCUGAUAAAGAGCCCAAGAUCCUUUACAGUGAUGGGGAUGGUACAGUAAACUUACAGAGUGCCUUGCAAUGUCAAAAAUGGGUGGACAUGCAGAAGCAGGAGGUGGUGAUGUUUGAGCUUUCGGGAAACGAGCAUAUUCAAAUGCUUUCCAAUGAUACUACUAUCACCUAUGUGAAAAAGCUGCUUUUUAAUUUGUGACACCCUGUGAUGACAGUCAUUUUCGUCACCUAUGAUGCCUUUCCUUAAAUUAGGGAAAAUGCCUUUUGAUCCCUUGAUAUUUAGGUAGCUGAAUUAUUUAUUUGGUCUUUUUUUUUCUUCUGUGUUCAAGAAGUUGUUUGGUGUCCUAAAUGAUAAUUUGUCUCAGACUUGUGUUCAUAAUGAAUUGUGGUAUUUUCACAUUAUGAGAAUUUGGUCAAAUAUGCAUUUUGGUACCUCUAGUGUUAUAUCUGAUAUUCAUACAUAAGACUUUCAUUUGAGACUCUGCAGCCCCUUGUACAUACGAUGUGAUUUUCUGCUGUGUGGGCUUUGAAGGUUUUGCACGGGGAGGGCUGGGAAGGACUGCAAUUUGAGAUGCCCAUGAAACAAGGGAAAAAAAUACUAAGAAUUUGGAAAGCAGAGUAAACUUAGCUUAGUUUGUAAGAGUGCAGCUAUACUAAGUGUCAAAGGCAAGAGGUUUGGUACUGCCUUACUUUUUUCACAUCCAGUCUUCCUGUUGCUAGAGCUUUGGGGAAAGAGGAAAGAUGUGUAAAUUGAGAUAUAUUAUUAAGAUUUUUUAAAAAAGCAGGAAAAAAUAGUUUGCUCUUAAAAUUCUAGAUUUUGAUGAYUUAUAAUCCAUAGUGUGAAGGCUGCUGACCUUCUGCUUUACUUCUCAAUAGGGGAAAGAGGCUAAGCAGUGGAAAGUGCUUGUAACAAUCAGUGGCUCUUCAGUCAAAACUAACAGAAUCAAAUACUGGCAAACCUUGCAUACAGUGUGUUAUUUUUACACUUCCGGGUGAAAAACCACAGGAAAUAUCCUGCAGUGGAAAUGAUAAUUAGUGGGCAGUCAUUAAAAAUAGAAUGUGAAUUUCUUAAAGUGAAAGGGAGGAGUCACUGCAAAUAUGAAAUAUAAACUUGUUCUUGGCCAAAUUCUCUGACCCAAUUUGUGGCCAACCAGUGGUUAGAUCAAUACUGCUAAAAAGAAUCUUAAAAUUUAAGGCCUAAAAUGCAGCUCUCAUGAAUUACAGACUUUUCUUAUUACAGUCUCAAGCAGUUGGGCUAUGAAGUUCCUAAAUGUUUCGAUACAGCUCUGGUGAAUUGCUGCAAUAUUGUUUUACUCGGCUUAAAAAGCAUUUCAGAACUAACUCCAGAGAAAAKGCAGCAUAAAUGAGCAUGGUAUUUACAAGCCUGAUUACAGAAAUCAUCUUACAGAAAUAAUUUCACUAAAAGAGUCCCUUUUGCUUACUUUUAAAUCAGUCACUCAGACUGUUAGUUUCCUAAAAAGCCAGUAUCAGUGCUUUUCAAAUGCUGCGUCCUCCAACAAAAAUUUAUUUUACCAUGAAAAAGAAAUGUCAGAAAUACAGAUUUUACAUUACUUAAGAAAUUGAAGCUGUCUAAAGGAUAAGUUUUAAAGAUUUUUGUAGCACACACAAAAUGCUGCCUUUUAAUGUACAAAUGUUGCGAUGACAAUAGGCUUGAAUUCUUGUUUCUGUAAAAUGAAACCACUGUGGCACAGGGUAARUCUAAAGCUUCAAAUUUUAAAUCAGAAAUGACUGUAAAAUCAGAGCAACUUAAACCAGAGUUGUGGAUAAGGUAAAUUGUACUGAGGUUUUAACUUUUUUCAUGUAGAGUAAUGUAGGUUCAUUAUCCUUGCCUAUUACUUUUGGUAAGAGGAGGACUCAGUUCUUCUGCUCUUCUAAAAGAGAAUGUGUAUCUUGUUGUCCAGGAACCUGCACUUCCACAACCAUAUUGCCCAGACUUCCUUGGAGCUGGCACUGAGUUGUCCCAGGCUAUUUGUAAAUGGAAACUGCUGAAAUGAAGCAACACACACAAGCUUUUAGCUGCCUGCUCUAUUGGGUGUAGGGCUGCUGGCUGGACAAGCUUCAGACUUGUUGUUCUGAAGCUGCUCAAGGAUAAAACUCUUGUGGUCUGACUCAGUUUUUGAAUAAAUUGCUAUAUUGCUGUUUUAGAGCAGGAAAAAUAUACAGAAAAUAGAAUUUUUCAAAGUCUGUAUUUCUUGCUGAAGUGGAAAGUUAAUAGUGAGUUUGAGGAGUGGAGAUAGAGGCUGUAUUGCAGGUCACCAAUGUGGGCAGUGGGGGCUGAAAGAGGUUAAGAGCUGUUAGCCUAUAUUCUUGAGCUGGAGAAUGCUUUGAAGCUUCAUUUAGGUCCUUACAUGUAUAGUCAGCGUGUACUUCAGUCUCRUAGCAAGCUCCCUGUAAAGUGAAGGCAGCAAGAAGCUCAUUCUAGUUGCUGAAAAAGAAUCAUUUCCCUCAGCCUUUGGAAAGGCCCUAUUUGCUAAGGGUUGUUCCUCUGUAUCUGAAAGCAGGACUGUUUGGCAGUACUGUUAUAGCCCUGCUACAGCCACGUGCACUUGAGCUUCAGAGCUCUUGUGCAGACAGGGAGAAGUCUGAAGAAACACAUCGUUCUAUAGAGAGAACUUGAUGUUUCCUCAGCAGAACUCAGGUGCUUGGCCACACUUCACAGAUGAAAGGUUCAAAUUCACUGACAUGUCUUCAGUAUACCUGAGACAUACGGAGCAUGUCACACUCUUUCCUGAACUCUUGCAUGGUUUUAUUUCUCCAGGAUGUUUUCAGAAACCCAAAUAGUCUUGAGGACCAAAUGUAUUUAUUUUUGACAAAAUGUAAAAAGAACGCUGAAGGGGCUUCAGCUGGCAUUGUAAUUCUUCUAAAGGGGGUCAGAGUCACUAUGUGAUUCUGUUAAAAACAGAAGGCUUCAAUAACUAGCAAUAAUUGCAAAGGACUUGCAGACCAAAGGAAGGAAAGUUUAGUGUUAAGGUAGUUCUCGGAGCACAGUGUUCAAGGCCCUCUUAAAUUCAGGGAAUGUUUGGGUAUGACUUUGCUGCUCUACACUUUAACAGUAUUUUGUACAGAACAUAAUCUGAGACGUAGCAU
Molecule: messenger RNA, 4082 nt
Organism: Nothoprocta perdicaria
Lineage: Eukaryota; Metazoa; Chordata; Aves; Tinamiformes; Tinamidae
Gene: PLA2G15
Product: phospholipase A2 group XV
Exons: 7
Coding region: 52-1173 (373 amino acids)
Biological process (GO): ceramide metabolic process; phosphatidylcholine metabolic process
Cellular component (GO): lysosome
Source: RefSeq, a predicted model, not a curated record